CGGGAUUUGCACUAGGGGUGCUUCUUCACUGCCUAUACACCACUGCGCUCAUAUAAAGUCAACGGUUCGUCGACAUAUCCUGGAGUGAAGAGUACAGACCAACAAGGAUGGCUGCUCUCCAAGCUGCUCUUCUCGAGUGGGACAUCAACCUUCCCCACCUGGAACAAGGACGUAUCGCACCCGCCGUGGAACAAGUCCGAAAGUAUAUCUAUCCCAGGAAUCUACAUCAAGUCGGGAGCGCAAAACCUCAAAUAUCUCCCGAGGUCAGCCAUGCGUUCGCCAUAGUCAAGCAAUACGACAUGUCGAAAUCAAUCUUUGACGAUUUUUUGGACGAUGUGGAGAAUAAUUUUGAACUGGUAGAGUAUGAUGUGCUGGCAGCUAUAGAACGGUUGGAAACGCCUGCAGAGGAUGACGAUGACAAGCUGGUGCUGCAUACCAUGUCAGGCCUCUUUGAGCGUUUGGCAACAUGGCAGAGAUCAUGGGGUUUGCCUCUACGGGCGUUCCAAGACAACAUAUACGUCGCUCUUUUCACCCGCAAAUUCCACCAUCUUCUUCAUUCAUCCUUCCCCCCUUCCUUCCCCGACCAUCUCUUACGUUUCCUUCACGCCUCCCUCGCUUCCCUCCCUGAAUACCUCACUAACCCCCCACCGCAACACGAUUACCUCCAAUCCGUACGCAUCAACUACCAAAAAGUGCUUCCACCUACACCGCACCUCUCGAGGCUCGGGAUUUUCCCAAGGUAUGCGGGAAGUUUGAGCAAGGUUGCGCAUGAGGAGAUUGAACGGAUAGCGAGGGAGGAAGCGGGAAAAGGAUGGGGGCAAAGAAGAUUAGGUAGGGCGAGGCAGAGGAUUGGGGAUGGUGUUGCGAAUUGGUUAUCAGGGAUGUUUGAAGGUAACGAAGCUGUACAGGGUGCACUACGGCCAAUGUUCUCACGGUUCGACUAUUUCCUGUGUAAAUGCUUUUUUGAUAUAAGAACGGACGAGCUGUUCGACAUUAUCAUUGAUUUUCCCGAUUCUAUGGCUGCUCUUGAAGAUCUCAAAGAGUGUUUAUUCAAAGUCGAUCAACGUUUAGAACUAGUCAACAAGCUCAAUGCUGCGAAUGUUAAACGUCUCCUUCAUCCCGGCGCCGAAACCCACGUCAUCCUAAACAUUUACAUCUCCACCAUCCGUUCUCUCCGUAUUCUCGAUCCCGUCGGCGUCCUCUUACACGCUGUCGCCCUCCCUAUCCGGGAACACCUCCGAAAAAGGCCAGAUACUAUCAAAUGUAUCGUCGAAGCGCUCGUCCAGGGGGAAGAACUGCAAGAUGAGAAUGAGGGCGGGUUAAUUGGUGAAGGGGAUAGUGAAGCAGAGGAUUUUAAUGAUCCGAAAUGGGAACCUGAGCCGGCGGAUGCUGCGCCAGAGUUCAGGUCCGGCAAGACGAGUGAUAUCGUCUCCACGCUGGUCAGCAUAUUUGGUACAAAAGAAGUGAUUGUGAAGGAACUGCAGAAUUACCUCGCGGGGAGGUUAUUGCAAGUAAAGGAUUAUGAUGUGGUGCAUGAAGUGAGGACGAUUGAAUUGCUAAAACUGAGAUUUGGAGAAAGUGCGUUGGCGGGGUGUGAUGUGAUGGUGAAAGACGUGGCGGAUUCAAAGAGAAUUGAUGGUCAUGUCCAAGAGGAGAAAAAAUCUGUCGUACACCCUCUUGUUCUCUCAAAAGUAUUUUGGCCAAAUAUGCCCCGGUCAUCCCUCAAACUGCCGUCGAAAUUACAAAAGAUACACGCCGAAUACGAAUCCUCAUUCCACAUAUUCAAACCUGACAAGCACCUCCGCUUCGUCCCCCACCUUGGUACACUCUCACUGACCGUCACCCUCUCCGACCGGACUGUCACAGUCGACGCUACGCCUCUGCAAGCGUCGAUUAUGGAAUUGUUUGAGAAGCAGGAUGUAUGGGCGGUAGAUCAGCUCGUGAACAAGUUGGCAGUGGGGAAAGGAGAGGUGGGGAAGGCGUUGGGAUGGUGGGCGGAGAGAGGAGUGGUGAAAGAUGAGGGGGCAAAGGGAUGGAGGUUGCUCGAGUUUGCAGAAGAGGAAUUUGAGGGAGAGUAGCAUUACUAGGGUAUGUUUUGAUAACGAUAACAUUGUUGUGCAUGUAUAACGAUCUGC
This is a messenger RNA of Cryptococcus deneoformans JEC21, 2135 nucleotides long. RefSeq names its product ubiquitin-protein ligase, putative. NCBI's taxonomy places the organism in Eukaryota, Fungi, Basidiomycota, Tremellomycetes, Tremellales, Cryptococcaceae. The coding region runs from base 108 to 2078 and encodes 656 amino acids. Gene Ontology annotation, biological process: ubiquitin-dependent protein catabolic process. The record is from RefSeq and is a predicted model, not a curated record. Gene Ontology annotation, molecular function: ubiquitin protein ligase binding. Gene Ontology annotation, cellular component: anaphase-promoting complex. The transcript has 8 exons.